Molecule: messenger RNA, 3030 nt
Organism: Trypanosoma theileri
Lineage: Eukaryota; Euglenozoa; Kinetoplastea; Trypanosomatida; Trypanosomatidae
Product: 2-oxoglutarate dehydrogenase E1 component
Exons: 1
Coding region: 1-3030 (1009 amino acids)
Biological process (GO): tricarboxylic acid cycle
Cellular component (GO): mitochondrion; oxoglutarate dehydrogenase complex
Molecular function (GO): thiamine pyrophosphate binding; oxoglutarate dehydrogenase (succinyl-transferring) activity
Source: RefSeq, a predicted model, not a curated record
AUGAUGCGUCGUUUGCUUUCAACGACAUCAUCUGUGCCACCGCAGCUUGCCGUUCUGCGUGGCUCCGCGGUCUCUUCGCUGUGGCUCUCACAACAGUCCCGCAGUCAAUCUGAUGUUCCCGAACGCCGUUUAUUAUAUGAAAACGAUAGUUUCUUAAAUGGCUCCUCCGCCAUGUAUCUCGACACGGUUUACCAGAACUGGAAGGCAGACAGAAACUCGGUGGACCCUUCAUGGGAUAAAGUUUUCUCCGCAAGGGAACUGCAGGAUUAUGAAAAGCCUAUUUUAAACGCACCAAUUCGUGUGAUACCAACAACCUCAGCAGAUGAUACAACGGUUAAGCAAUCACUUGAUGACUGUGGAAGACUUACAUGGAUGAUUCAAGCUUUUGAAGAUCGUGGUCAUUUAAUGGCUUCUACAGAUCCAUUAAACUACGAAAAUGAUGAUCCCACACGACGUACUCCAUCGCGUAGGUUUAGAGAAUUAUUACGUCUUGAUUUGGGUUUCUUUGGAUUUACACCAGAUGAUUAUAACCGGGUGGUACGUGUUGGAUUUCAAGAUGAGGUUGGUGGAGUACUGAACACGAACAGUCGACCAAUGACGAUUAAAGAACUUCAUGAACACCUCACCAAACGUUAUUGUGGAAAGGUUGGAUACGAGUUAUCGCAUAUUGUUGACAGAGAGUCUGUACGUUUCAUGCGAGAGGCGGUGGAAAGUGAGGGAGGUCCUUACAAUCCACUUCACCGCAGUCUCACUAAAGAGGAACGUCUAUGGACAUGGGAUAUUGUUGCCUCCGCUGUACACUUUGAAGACUUUUUCAAACGGAAAUAUUCUACUCAAAAACGAUUUGGUGCAGAUGGAGCAGAAUCUCUUAUUCUUGGUCUUCGUGCCCUUCUUGAGGUUUCUUCUAAUCAUGGUAUUGAAAAGGUAAAUAUUGGUAUGGCACACCGUGGUCGUCUUAAUGUACUUUAUCACGUUAUUGGAAAACCUUUUCCUGUUUUAUUGAAAGAGUUUAUGGGUAUCACAGCACCAGAAUUAGAACCUUUUAAAAUUCAAUCAGAUGUUAAGUAUCAUCUCGGAGCACGUUCUACUAUAGAUUUACGUAAUGGAAAGAAAAUGGCUACAGAAAUGCUCGCUAAUCCAUCACAUCUUGAGGCAGUAAACCCUGUUGUACAAGGAUAUACACGAGCGGAACAAAUUUCAUACAAGAGUGAUGGACAAUUAAAAGUUCUCCCUGUUGAAAUUCAUGGAGAUGCGGCUUUCAGUGGUCAAGGUAUCGCUUUUGAGUCUAUGUGUAUCAGUGAGGUUGGUGAAUUCUCCACAGGAGGUACUAUUCACGUGGUGGUAAAUAAUCAAAUUGGGUUUACUACUGAUCCCAAAUGUUCUCGUAGUAGUGCUUAUUGCACAGACCUUGGUCGUGUUUUUCAGUGUCCUAUUUUUCACGUAAAUGGUGAUUCUCCUGAAGAUGUGGUUCGUGUGUUUGAAUUUGCUGCUGAUUUCCGUGCUAAAUUUAAUAAAUCUGUCGUUAUUGAUCUUGUCUGUUACCGCCGUUUUGGACACAAUGAAAAUGAUGAUCCAAGUAUUACUCAACCACUUAUGUACAAUCGCAUUAGAUCCAUGGGAGAUUUGUUUGCCAAAUAUUCCGAUGCAUUAAUUGCCGAUGGUGUUAUUACACAACAACAACGAACAGCGAAAUCUAUUGCAGAAAAGGAACGUUAUGGUGCUUUUCAAAAUGAAGCAAGUAAGGUUCAUUACAGCCAAUUUCUCAGAUCAUGUAUCCCAGAUUUAUGGAAAAAUAUGAAGUACUCGGAUGAAUUGGGAAAAGUAAAGCUAGAGCCUACAGCUGUUCCUCGUGAAAAGUUACAACCUGUCUUGGAUGCCCUUAAAACUAUUCCAGAAGACUUUGCGGUACACCCCAAACUAAAGAGUGUAUUGGAUCGCCGUAAUGAAUCUCUUGAAAAGGGUGAAGGUAUUGACUGGGGUGGUGCGGAGGCAUUGGCAUUUGGAUCACUCCUCUUGGAUGGCAUUCACGUUCGACUAAUGGGACAAGAUGUGGAACGUGGAACCUUUUCACAGCGGCAUGCUGUUUUACACGAUCAGAAAAAAGUUGGUCAUUACAUUCCACUUGCACACAUUCAAGAAGACCAGGCACCUUUUGUGGUGACCAAUAGUCCUCUCAGCGAGUAUGGAGCCCUUGGCUACGCUAAUGGUUAUUCCCUUAAUGAUCCCAACAGUCUUGUGAUAUGGGAGGCACAAUAUGGGGAUUUUGCAAAUGGGGCAGCUAUCAUUUUUGAUCAAUUCAUCUCCGCUGGGGAAUCCAAGUGGAAUCAACAGCAGUCCGUGGUGGUUUCACUUCCACACGGUUACGAUGGAAGAGGUGCGGAACACAGCAGUGGUCGUAUUGAACGAUUUCUACAAGCCGUAUCGGAGGAUGUGGAGACGCCCGCCUAUUCUCAAGCAGAACGCGCACACCGUGUGAAUAUGGAAGUGGUGUACCCAAGCACACCAGCACAGUAUUUCCAUCUCUUGCGAAGACACGUACGUCGGGAUUUUCGUAAACCACUGAUUCUCUUCUUCUCUAAACAGUUCCUCCGUUCACCUAAUGAGUCAAGUAUGGAGGAAAUCACCUCAGGUCAGUUUUAUCCUGUUAUUAAGGAUACAUCUGUACCUCCUGAAAAGGCCCGUCGUCUUGUUUUAUGUACAGGACAACUUUAUCACAUUCUUCAUGCAUACCGUAUGGCUAAUGGAAAGACAGAUGUAGCACUUGUUCGUAUUGAAGAACUCUCACCAUUCCCAGUGGCAGAGGUACAAAGUCUACUGAAGGAGUACAGUAACGCUGAAUUAAUGUGGGCACAGGAAGAACCCAAAAACCAGGGAGCAUACUAUCAUGUGGAACCACGCAUUGAAUUUUACACAAAGGGCAAACGGGAGUUGUUGUAUGCAGGUCGUGGUAUCAGUGCCUCACCGUCUACGGGAUAUAAGAGCGCACAUGAUGUAGAGGAAAAACAUAUUUGUGAAGUUGUUUUUGCAUAA